Ascoidea rubescens DSM 1968 is the source of this 1494-nucleotide messenger RNA. RefSeq lists its product as uncharacterized. The record is from RefSeq and is a predicted model, not a curated record. Lineage: Eukaryota; Fungi; Ascomycota; Saccharomycetes; Ascoideales; Ascoideaceae. The transcript has a single exon. Bases 1 to 1494 code for a protein of 497 amino acids.
AUGCUUGCCUCCAAACUUCGUCGCUUGUCAGCUUCGUUCAGGCGUCCUUCCCCUGCUGCUUCUACUGCUUCUCCAGCUGCUUCUGUUGCUUCUCCAGCUGCCUCCAGCGACAACAGCAAUCUGACCCAGCAAGGCCCUCCCAACUUGCGACUCACCACCAAGCUCACUUGUUCCUCGCCCCCAGACGUCGUGAGCCCCUCCUCCUUCUGCUGCUCACCUCGCCAACGAUCACACUCCAGGAAGCUCAUACGCAGCAAAUACUCCUCAGGCACUUCAGGCACCUCAGGCACCUCAGGACCCUCCAAGACUUCUUCCGAGACCUCGCUAGAGACCCUUCCAACGACUACUCCUAAAACAUCAACAUCUUCCAGAAACUCAAGAAACUCAAGAAACUCAAGGAAAUCCAAACACUUCACCAGUUUAAAGAGCCCAAAUAACUCAAAUAACUCAAGCGCCAAUACAAAUCCUGGCCCAAAGCAAACGAAAGACUCGAACCCGAAUUUUGCUAGCCGGCCAAAACAAUUGGAUAACAAAAGAUCGUUUUCUCUACACAUCCAUUCAAAGUUGAAUAAUUGCUGUAGCUGUUGUGUUCAAUCUGAUCAGUUCUGCUCAGACACCAGCUCAUCCUCAUUAGACUGCGAAUUACAUAGAGGCUAUAAUCAUACUCAUACUCAUACUCAUAAUCAUAAUCAUAAUCAUAAUCAAAUAAAUCGUCAAAACAACACUGUUAUGAAUAAUAAAAAUUAUCAGUUCAAAAAUAAAUCGCAAGAUACUUUAACUUCCGUUUUCUCUUCAAAUAAUUCAAACUCAAUUGAUACAACUGGUUCAAAUGAUUUCAUCGAUAAUAAUUAUAUAAUAGAUAAAGAUAUUGAAAUACUACUAAAAGAUAUAAACGAUUUUGAUUUCAAUUUCAAUUUCAAUACUCAAAACCAAGAUCAAACGCAAACGCAAACGCAAACUCAAAACGAAAAUGAACUAAUCUUAAAAAGAGAAAUAAACCAAUUAUUUGAUGAAAACUCAAAAAAUUUAAUUAUCCUAAACAACGAUAUCAAAGAAUUGAAAAAAAUAUCAAACAAAAUUCAAGGCAAAUUUAUCAAAUUCAAAGAAAUCGAAAUCGGCAAACAAAAAUUGAGAAAAAAGGAUAAUGACUUGAAAAAUCUAAAUUUGAAAUUCAUAAAUAUUAUUGAUUCCGCAAUAAUCAACUCAAAUUUCAACAAUAAGAAUAUUUCAAACAAAAACAAAAACAAAACAACUGAUAUUGAAAAUUUAAAUCUUUUGAAAAACGUCAUCUUUGAAUCCUUUAGCUUGAUCAAUUCUCCUGUAGAAUUACUGAAUCACCUCUCAUCCCUCUCAAACGACAACAACAACAACAAACCUUACUCUUCCAAUGAUUCUUCAAGAAAAAAAAAACUCUACGAAUAUAACGAAGAGCUUACAAUCAGAACUGACAAGUAUCUUGAAUCUUUAAAUGACUUUAUUGAUAAAUUUGUGUAG